Molecule: messenger RNA, 3241 nt
Organism: Tigriopus californicus
Lineage: Eukaryota; Metazoa; Arthropoda; Copepoda; Harpacticoida; Harpacticidae
Product: mucolipin-3-like
Exons: 3
Coding region: 819-2807 (662 amino acids)
Biological process (GO): transmembrane transport; monoatomic ion transport
Cellular component (GO): lysosomal membrane; plasma membrane
Molecular function (GO): NAADP-sensitive calcium-release channel activity
Source: RefSeq, a predicted model, not a curated record
UCUGCUCUAUCAGCCCUGUGUCAAACAGAGAGAGAAUUGAGGAUCGCUGUUGAGUCCGUCAUUUCGUGGUUCCUUCAGGUUGUUCAGAGUUCAGAUUGAAUCAUCCAGAUCGCGACGACAUCUCGGGGGCUGGAGAAGCGAGGUAGUCGGUCUGAGCAUUGGCGCGAUCGAUACAUCUCUCGGUCUCCCGACUUUCUGCUAGUGUCCCAUCGUGAGCUACGUCCAAAUCCAUAAACCGAGGAGGCCGUAUAGAUAUCUACCCCAAGCCCAGGCCUUUGUCUGAUCUCAGGUUCAGGCCCGACCACGAGCUAGCUCGCAGAGCUCUUAGGCCAGGAUCAGGCGGAUCAGCUGCAAACGCGCGUCGAGCCUGAGUGAUAACUGUCAGACACUUUUAGGUAGCCAGUCCCUUCAGUCCCUGCAGUCUCGGCUAUUUCUAUUGUGUCCCUACUUAAUACUUACCUACCUUCCUUCCCCGGUCAAGCGUAACACCCGGACUGGAUCCAAAACCAGAGAUACACCUCCCUCGCCCUCCAUCCAUGCCACUAUUCAUGCAUUCAUUGAUCUCUGUUCCAUUGGCUCUCUCGCUCGCCUCUCUUUUUGAGGUGCUGGACAAGCCAGCCAUCCGCCACCUGGGACCAGACUAAAAUCAGGAUAAAGAGCCGAAUCCAUUUAAUCAUCCAUCCGUUCACCAACCGGGAUCGAUCAGUUAGGGUCUCGUUCUCAAGCGCCCACCGGUAAUGGCGUGUGAUUAAGACGUUUCACUCUUGGGGGUUUGACACGACAACGCGUUGAUUGGCAUCUCUCUAGCUUUCAUCAGAAUGCAGCCUGGUGCCAUGUCCACGCUCCGCCCCCGAUCUCCGGCUCAUUCUCGCCGAACUUCGGUAGCGGAUCACUCAGAGAACGGAGGUCAGGAGGCCCAGAUUGGACCUCGCAGUCGACAACGACACUUUUCCGGGCUGGAUGGCAAUGCCCCCCGUUUGAGCGAUGAGAACUCUGAGCUAGGUGAGCAAGCAUUGCUGCAUCGCUCGGGGUCUUGGGGAGGUGUGAACGAGAGUGAGGAGGAUUUGCGUCAUUUGAAUCUCCCGGGGGGCUUCCGAGUCAAUGGCCAUGGACCCAAUGUGGAGGCCAAUGGGGGCCUGAGUGGUGGUGGCGGGUCGGGGGUGGACCGAGAAGAGCGAUUUCGUCGUCAUUUGGCCUUCUUCUUCAUGGACCCCGUGCAGAAGUUUCAGGCUCGUCGACAGAUCCCGUGGAAGCUGACCAUUCAAUUCCUGAAGAUCUUGGUGGUUACGGUUCAAGUGGUGAUCUUUGGCAACUUCCGGUAUGCCCACACCAAGUACUACACGGACAAUCAGAUCUCGCUGGAGAAUUUGUUCCUCCAGGGUUGGGAUUCCGUGCGCGAAAUCCACGCCUAUCCACCAGCCACGGGCACCUAUGCGGUCUACAAGAAGGAGACCUUUUAUUCUUACAUGGACUACAUUGGGCGAACGUUCCACGACUUGGAUGACAUCACGGUCAACCCGGUAUUCACCCGCGAGCCUUUCAUGUUCUGUUACAACGUGUUCGGAGAGGGUCUUGUUUUCCCCAACUUGACGUGGAACAUUGAUUUCGACAAUCUCAAGCCGCAAGAGCGUUGUCUGACGAUUCCGAAAAACGAUUUGCAGGACUUCAAUUCCACUGAGUACUUGACCAAACACGAUUUCCUCAUUCCGUGGGACACCAUCAAAUGGAUGCGGGUCAAUUUCUCAUUGGCCACACUCACCUACUCGCAACUUGGACCGCUUUUGGGACCGGAGUGCUUUGCCUUCCACACUGAUAUCACGUUCGACAACUCUGAUUUCGACGGACAAAUCCCCGUGGCGUUGGAUAUCCGACCCUUUCGUGAACAGUGUCCCCAUCCCAUUGAAAUCACCACCAACAAGGCCAUCGUGAUUCAAAUCCUGAACUACGUCGUGAUAAGCCUGUGUGUCGUGUCCUUGAUUUUGUGCAUGCGUGCUCUCUGGCGAGCUCAACGACUUAGGGCGGAUUCUGAAAAGUUCUUCUUGUCCCGGUUCGGUUGGGUGUUGACCUCGAGUGAGAAAUUGGAAUUUCUGAACGUUUGGUAUAUCGUGAUUUGUUUCAACGACGUGUUCAUCAUCGUCGGAUCCGCCAUCAAAGAGACCAUCGAGACGAGGAGCACUUACGGGGAUCUGUGGGACUAUGGCAGUCUCUUCUUGGGCAUUGGAGUGUUGUUGGUGUGGAUUGGAAUGCUCCGCUAUUUGGGCUUCUUUAAAACCUACAACGUGCUCAUUCUCACGUUGAAAGGCGCCUUGCCGAAUGUCCUACGAUUCUUGCUUUGCGCUUCCUUGAUCUACAUGGGGUUCGUUCUCUGCGGCUGGGUGGUUCUGGCUCCUUAUCACUUCAAAUUCAAAAGCAUCCUCACCACUUCGGAAUGCCUCUUCUCGCUAAUCAAUGGUGACGACAUGUUUGCCACGUUUAGCUCGGUGCCUGAAAAGCGGCACAUGGUUUGGACGUUCUUGCGGAUCUACCUCUACCUUUUCAUCAGUUUGUUCAUCUACGUGAUUCUCUCGCUGUUCAUCGCCAUCAUCAUGGACACCUACGACAUUAUCAAGGAGUAUUACAAAGAAGGGUGGCCCAAACGACGGCUCCACGAUUUCUACCAGCAAGCCCGUUAUAAUCCCGCUCCAGAGAUCUUCCGGAGAGACGAACCGGAUUUUGCCCGACAGAUCAUCCAACGACUCGUUCCAAGCUCACUUCAACGACAAACGAACCCCGUCAGCUCGGACACUCAACCCAUCAUUCUCACUUAGACUCUUCUUCCGCCGCCCCCUCUCCCACUUCCUUCGCAUUAAUUUGGGAUCAAAUUGUCGAUUCUCGUUUGUCAGACGUGUUCCACCCAUGUGUACGUGUAAGUGAGUCACUAUCAUUAUUACUAUUACUACUAACCAUAUAACGAUAAUAUGUCGCUGGUCGCUGACUUACUGGGCCAGUGCUGCCUUGAAUGUAAUUGAUCUUGAUAAUGCUAGGAAAAGCUAAAGAACACGGCGUACCAGUAAUUAUCAAUCGAACCCACCAAUAUUUGCCCUGAACAAAGCCCUCGGUCCCCUCAAAAGUCUCAAAUGCCAAUCUGAACAGAAGAUAAGCAACCGCCGAGUGACACAUUAUGUUAUCGGAAGUAAUCUGCAAGGACAACAUUGUAAAACUAUCUAUCGAGCGAAGAAAUACACAUAUUUUGUAAACCAAA